Messenger RNA from Rubroshorea leprosula, 1276 nucleotides. Lineage: Eukaryota; Viridiplantae; Streptophyta; Magnoliopsida; Malvales; Dipterocarpaceae. The record is from the annotation of a GenBank genome assembly.
UUCUGUAAUCCAAUACCGUAACUUUCUCUAAAUGGACACUUUUCUCCCCUUUUUGUAUAAUUAAUAGCAUUUCAAAAAUCCAUCUCCGAGUUUCUUCCUCUCUACUCAAAUCUUUGCUUCCGGAGUAGUCAUCUUCCUGAAUGCUCCAGGAAAUCUGUUUCUUUCAACGUUACCGGCUUUCUGAUUGAUCUUUGAAUUGCAUUUCGGUGGUUUGAUCGUAUUGGUAAUGUCUGUUGACUUUUGGGGGUUGGAUUUGUCAGGUCAUGGUUUGCCAUGAGGAUCCAAAGGUUGAUUUUUUUUAUUUUUUAUUUUUUGUGUUAGGGUUUGUCUGUUAUUGAUUUCCUACUGUCUAGGACAAUGGAGGGUUUGAUCAGAUUCAGAUGUUAUAUAUUGUAGGGGUCAUAAAGUUUGAAAUUUGAGAGUUGGCGUUUUCGAAUUGUUUGUCUCCGAGCUGAGAAAAUAGUCCUACGGUGAGCUGUGAAGAAUCAAUGCGCUCUUUUACCAGUUAUCCAUCUUCCAGGCAGUCUUUUGUCCGUUUUUGAUUUGUACAUUUAGGUUUCCAGGGGUCCUGUAUCCGUGGGUUGGUGUGAUUUCAAUGGAUAAGGUGCAUAAGGAUGUUAGGGAUGCUAAUGGAUACAAAAACAAGCCUUUAGACACAGUUGAAUCUCCAAAAGGGGAAGAUCAUACUGAUGGGGAGGAGGAAAGUGAGUCAAAUUCUUUGUUGCCACCCAAGAAAGGUGGGAUGUCAAGAAAGUUAGAUAAGACACGGCGAAAAGUGCAGUGGAAUGAUAGCAAUGGGAAUAAACUUGUAGAGGUUGUGGAAUAUGAACCAAGUGAUGUUAGUGAUUCUGAUGAUGAGGAUUCAGAUUCCUGUAUCUGUACUAUAAUGUAACAUAUAUAAAUUGGCAACUCUCAAAACUAAUCAGGAAAUCUCUGGUGUAUAAGUUGAUUGGAGCACUACCAUCGCCCUGGAUCUAUCAGCUUGAGUGCUAAUUAGCCAUGCUUCAACUUUGCUGUAAUUAGGAUCAACAAACCAAACAAAGGCUAAGCCAUGCAGUCUCCUGCCUAUAUUGCAAUUUAUCUAACCAACUUUCAAUGCGCUACCGUAGGCGGGUCUGUUAUAUCUGAUGAGAAUUGCACAGAUGUUUUUCCAGAGCAUUAAAGCAAAAUGGGGUGUGCUGCUUGCUUCUAUGUGGCUUGUAAAGUAUGCAAUUCUGUUUUUUUUGCUUCACUCCAUGUAUUAUGCGUAUGAGAUGAAUGAAAUUUGAGAGAUAAA